AUGGAAGCAGCCCCCGUAGACGCCGCCGGGGCCGAGAAGGGAAAGAGAACCAAUUCGCUGGCCUUUGCACAGACCGACUGCCACACCUGCGCCGCAACAGGAAACCAAUGUGACCGCCGGCGCCCGCAAUGCUCGACGUGCCUCGCGCUGGGCCGUCGAUGCGGCGGGUUCGCGAUGCCCCUAUCGUGGGAUUCUCGGCGAAUGUGGACGGAGAAUCCAUCAACAGCCGCUGAAGGUGUGCCCGACAGUGCAAUAAUGCCUGCUGCCGGCACAGUGCCUCCUCGGGGCUUUCGGUUCGUGCGCACUGGCUCCAGACUCCGGAAACGGCGCAAGGCACGCAAUGAGGCGAGUGCCAGCGGCCCGCCCGAGGCAGCAACUGGCGAGAUGUUUCCCGGAGCGGCAGGAGAGGAGCAGAGCAUGCCAGGGGUGUCCGGAGCCCAAACGGGGGACGAGUUCCAGCUCACCGGCAGUGGAGACACCGUACCUGGCCACGAUAUCUGGGAUGACUUUGCGCUGUUCGACUCGUUUGUGCCGAACAUCUUCGAGGCCACCCCUUUCCUGGACUUUGGCCUCCAGGACCCAUUGCCAGCAGACCUGCUGCCCCAGACGCUCCCGCUACCACUACCGGGCACUACCGGACGAGCCAUCGAAUUGAUGCCGGGAGAAGACCUGAACCAUGACCCCCUGCUGCAGCCAUACGCGCCCAUGCCGCUGGCCACUCCCCCACGCGAUCCCGCAAUGCGCGGAGUGGACUCGACCGUCUCCAAUUCCCAGGUGCAGCCGGGGCUCGGGCUGUCUCCACGGGACCAUGAGCAGCUGCUUGAGAUGUACGACUCGGAGUUCUGCGUCUUGCCCCUGACGUCGGACAUGCCAAUCAACCCCCUCCGCUGCCAGCGCCAGACAUCCCAGGGCUCUAGUCUUCUGUUCCAUUCAAUAUUGGCUCUAUGCUGCCAGCAUCUGAAAGGCCUCACCGGCAGUGGGUCAGCCGAGGCAGACGAGCACCGACGGAAGGCCCUGCAGCUGCUCGAUGGUGCGCUCCCAAGUCGGGAUGUUACUGUGGUGGGACGCAACCCUCGCCCUGAUCUCCCGUCAAGGCCCAAUCAUGGACCGCGCCUACCUCGAGUUCCUGGUGCAGUGGGAGCAAUUGAGAAGGAGCGCAUUGGGGGCGCUUGGGUGGUGCAUAUGGCGGCGGUUGAGCUGGUGGAUGAGGUGGUGGGGGAGCGGGCAAGCUUUUACCAUGGCUCGAGGUUGGUAUAUGAUAGAGCCUACGUGCAUGUUCUGGUGGAUGAGUCCCAGAGAAAGGUCCUUACUCCUGUUCAAGGCUUCACAAGACUUAUGGUUGUGGGUAUUGCUAAAGAUGUUCCAGUGCAAUCAGGUGCUGAUGUUGUUGAUGUGUCAAGUUAA
Aspergillus mulundensis is the source of this 1404-nucleotide messenger RNA. RefSeq lists its product as uncharacterized. The coding region runs from base 1 to 1404 and encodes 467 amino acids. The record is from RefSeq and is a predicted model, not a curated record. Lineage: Eukaryota; Fungi; Ascomycota; Eurotiomycetes; Eurotiales; Aspergillaceae. Gene Ontology annotation, cellular component: nucleus. Gene Ontology annotation, biological process: positive regulation of transcription by RNA polymerase II. The transcript is spliced from 6 exons. Gene Ontology annotation, molecular function: DNA-binding transcription factor activity, RNA polymerase II-specific; zinc ion binding; transcription cis-regulatory region binding.